AUGCACGAGGCACCUCCUCCUCCCUACGAGCUCGAAUCGACCGGCUCGUUGCUGUCUACCAAGGCAGUCCUGACAUCCGAUGGCAGACUCGACAUCAACCUCUCUUCCUCCAAUGCAGCCAAGCUUCGCAGCCUCAUUCCCGAUCCUCCACCCAAGUCUCCACGUCAUCAGCCCGCCACUCGGCCGUACUUGCAGGACAAGACGACACCAUGUCCCAGCCUCAACAUUGUCAUACAUGUCGUCGGAAGCAGAGGUGACGUCCAGCCAUUCAUCGCCUAUGGCACCGCCUUGCAGCGCUACGGCCACAGGGUCCGACUAGCCACUCAUGGGUGCUUCGACAAGUUCGUGCGGGAUUCUGGCCUCGAGUUCUACGAUAUUGGCGGCGACCCGACUGAUCUCAUGGCUUACAUGGUCAAGAACCCGAGCCUCAUGCCCUCCUUCGAGUCCGUACGCGGAGGCGACAUUGGCCGGAAGCGCAAGAUGAUGAUCGAGAUGCUGCAGGGCUGCUGGAACUCGUGUAUCGAGCCCGACGCAAUCACCGGCGCCCCGUUUGUCGCUGACGCCAUCGUCGCCAACCCGCCGAGCUUUGCCCACGUCCACUGCGCCCAGGCCCUGGGCGUGCCCGCGCACAUCAUGUUCACCAUGCCGUGGAGCGCGACGCGCGCCUUCCCGCAUCCGCUGGUCAAGAUGAGCGGCGAAAGAGGCGCGGGGUCCAUUGAACCGGGCGUUGCAAACUGGCUGUCGUACGGCCUGGUGGACCUCAUGACGUGGCAAGGGCUCGGCGAUGUGAUCAACGGCUGGCGCAAAAAGGUCCUCGAGCUUGAUGCCGUGCCCAACACCAUGGGUCCGUUCCUCGUCAACCAUCUCAAGAUUCCGCACACAUACUGCUGGUCUCCCGCCUUGGUGGCCAAGCCCAGCGACUGGAGAGAGGAGCUCGAUGUCUGCGGCUUCUUCAUUCGCGACGAGCCUGACUACGACCCGCCCGCGGACCUCGCCAAUUUCCUUGCCGCAGGACAACCACCCGUGUACGUCGGGUUCGGCAGCAUCGUGCUCGAGGACCCGGAGCGCUUGCACGCCGCGAUAGUAGAGGCGGCGCGGGUCAGCGGGGUGCGGCUCGUCAUCUCGCGGGGCUGGAGCAAGCUCGGGGGUGACAGGAUCGGCGACAAGAAUACUUUUUACCUCGGAGACUGCCCGCAUGAGUGGUUGUUCAAACAGGUCGUGGCGGUCAUCCACCACGGAGGAGCAGGCACGACGGCGUGCGGGCUCAUCAACGCCAAGCCAACCCUCAUCGUGCCGUUCUUUGGCGACCAGCCAUUCUGGGGCAAAGUCGUAGCCAGCGCUGGCGCCGGCCCGGCUCCCAUCCCGCAAAGAGAAGUGAGCGCAGACAACCUGACCCAGGCCAUCAGGUUCCUCACCUCGGCCAGCGCGUCCGACGCUGCGCAGGGAAUCGCACACAAGAUGCGCCAGGAGUGCGGCGUCCAGGCCGCGGUCGCGUCGUUCCACCGCCACUUGCCCCUCGACGCAAUGGCCUGCCAGAUCCUCCCGGGGCAGGUCGCACGGUGGGUCAUCGGUAAAAAGGCGAAUCGUGUCAGGCUUUCGGACCAAGCUGUUGCCGUUUUGGUUGCGAGCGGGCUGGUCAAGCUAGACGAUUUGAAAGCGCUCCGCGUCAAGGAGUUCGACACGGACGUCAAGCGGUGGGAUCCAAUCUCUGGCGGCGCGGCCUCGACGCUCGGGAUGCUGACCGACCUCACCGUCUCCCUGGGCGAUUUCUUCGUCGACCCUUACAAGGCUUACAAGGAGCGCGCUGCUGCUCCAGAUAAGAACUCUGCCGCGGCAGCCGGCAGAGCGGCAGUAGCUGUGGGCGGCGGGGUCGUCAAGGUGUAUGGUGUGGUGCUCCAGGGCGUAUUCGUCGACGGGCCAGUCGCCAUGGCAGAGGGCAUGAGGAACGUACCGAGGCUUUACGGUGAGGAGGUGAAGCAACAAGGCAAGGUGACGGACUGGAAGAGCGGCGGCGCAGUUGCUGCCAAGAACUUUGGAUCCGGAUUCUACCGCGGGAUAACGGGGUUCGCCAUACAGCCAUGGCAGGGCGCCAAGCAGGAAGGCUUUGUAGGCUUCCUCAAGGGUGCUGGGAAGGGCACGAUCGGCCUCGUGACCAAGCCCACCACAGCGGUACUUGGUCUGGUGGGGUAUCCAGCCCUCGGGAUUCAUAAGUCACUGACGGCCAAGAAGGGGAGGGACCAGGCGGUGUUGAGAUCCAAGGGAGCUCAGGUCGAUGCCGUAGCAUCGCAUAUGCACGCCCUUCAAGAUGGGCAGUUACGGUACAUUACUACGCGAUUCCGGCAGCUAUACUUGGGGGCCUGA
This is a messenger RNA of Microdochium trichocladiopsis, 2361 nucleotides long. Its product is annotated as glycosyltransferase family 28 domain-containing protein. The record is from RefSeq and is a predicted model, not a curated record. The coding region runs from base 1 to 2361 and encodes 786 amino acids. Lineage: Eukaryota; Fungi; Ascomycota; Sordariomycetes; Xylariales; Microdochiaceae. Gene Ontology annotation, molecular function: UDP-glycosyltransferase activity; hexosyltransferase activity. The transcript is spliced from 11 exons. Gene Ontology annotation, biological process: carbohydrate metabolic process.